Thermothielavioides terrestris NRRL 8126 is the source of this 2571-nucleotide messenger RNA. RefSeq lists its product as uncharacterized. Bases 1 to 2571 code for a protein of 856 amino acids. NCBI's taxonomy places the organism in Eukaryota, Fungi, Ascomycota, Sordariomycetes, Sordariales, Chaetomiaceae. The transcript is spliced from 4 exons. The record is from RefSeq and is a predicted model, not a curated record.
AUGGCCGGUCCUGCGAACCAGCCGUCGAAGAACGGCCUGCCAGCCAAGUCGACUGAAGACAUCGACGAAGAGAAAGUGCAGCUGGCAAUGAUGGAUGACUUGGGCAUUGCGCGUGUUGAGAAUCUACCUCUGGAGGACGAACCUCGCGAGCGCGGCCAUGCUCAUCGCAAUCACGGUCCCGUUUCCCGAGGGCAAGGCCAGCCCCGUGGCGUUGCUGGUGGAGCUGGUUGGAGCAUCGACCAGGUGUGGAAAGAUGCUAUCGAGUCUGGAGCCUUCGAAGACGAGGAGGCUCGAGGUGUCAAGGACUUAGACGACCUCGGCGGCGGCAGAAUCUACGACAAGGUCAUUGUCCAGACGAUGAAGAUUCUCGACCACCGCAAUAAGAGGUCCAAUACCCGCCAGUCAGCUGAACAACAGCCGACCAGCAAGAGGGUCCGCUUGGAGGAACAGACAAUGAACAACUCUAGCCGCAACAAGGCUUGGGGCCACGCUGGGGCACCUGAUAGCCGGGAUUCGAUGCCCUCGACUAUCUCCAAAUGGAAACACCGGCAGCGCACCAGAGCGGCGAGGCCGGCGCGAAGCCCACGUCCGCCGCCUGCUCCUUAUUGGGGUGUGCCAAUGCCCCAGAUGAUUGCCGACCCCAACGCCCCACUGCCCUUCGAGGUCCAGAAUGUUGUCUUCAAGACAUCGGCCUUGUUUCAGAGCAGGGAUAUCUACCCCGCGAUGUCCUCGAUUGUCUUGUUGUCGGCAGCCCGGCGGCCGGAGCUGGGACUUUUCACGGUCGUCCUGUUCAACCGCAAGUUCUGCGAGUGGCCCAUUUCUGCGUGGUAUGACUAUUCCACUGGCGCCGACAAUCUUCUAGGGAUUACUUUUGUGGAUGGCACGGGCUCGAUCCAAGGUUACGAGCUCUUCUUUGGAAACUUCGACAGCCUGAGGGACUUUAUGACUACGGUGCGAUCUCUCAAGGCUGGGGAGUUCGCGGAUCAAGUUGAGUCUUCAACUGCCACAUCGGUUCCUGCUCAAGCUCCUCCUUCGGCUGCUGCGAGCAACCACACGACCUCUGGAGCAUCUGUUAUGGAUUCCUCCAUUGGUACGAACGGCAAUCGGUUUACACCGAGCGAUUCACAGAAGGCACAGAGUGUGGUCCCAUCCAGAGAGGCAGGAACGAGCCCUACUACCACCUCGGGACGUGUUGCGGCGCAGGUUCCCUCCCCAACCGCCAACGACAGCCAAACAGCGAAUGGCUCGCUUGCAGAGAACAGUUCUUCUGAGUGGACAGGCGAGCCUGACCAAGGCGAUCUGAUCAACAUCGGGGAGGCAGGAGAUAUCAGCACCGCCCCCAGCAGACCCCAGUCGGAGUCGACCGAUUUGUUGUCCUCACUCGAACCGGUCGAUCCCAGCAACGGCGCAGUGAGCAACGCGCCGCCGUUCGAGGUGACCCGUGAAGAGAUCUUGAUCACAGUUCGCAGCCUUUUCACUUACUUCAUCUGCAGCAGCGGUGAUUUCAGGGCCGAGGCAUUGGACCAGACGGCCGAGGGCGUCCGGUCAGGAGUCCUGAAGCACCUAUUGCAGGAGGCUAGAGCGCAGGGACUCAGCGCCGAAAAGAUACAGGAUCUGGAGGAGCUGACCAACAGCCUCCUUGCCUCCGUCAUCCGCGACCACCGUUCCAAGACUCGCCGUUUCCGGUACACGGUUGAGGAGCUGCAGUCAAUGCGGCAUGCCGCGCUCGAACCUCCGGGGGGUCUGGCUGAUAUCCCGGACUUACCAAAGCCACAGAAAAACAACGGCCAGGCCAAGGCCUCGGCUCCGAAUACUCCGCACUUCAAUCAAUCCCAGGUUUCAAAGUCGGCGGAUGCUAUGCAAUGGGUCCUCGGAGAAGCCAGCGCAUCCCAGCCGAUUCCGGAGAAAGAGUCCAAGACUGGAGCUCAGACCGGCGAAAGCACCGUCUCCGGUAUGGCAAACGGGGCUGCUACCCGCGAUUUGGGACUGAAGAGCUCACGCUGGGCCACUGGCACUGAGGAGAUCAAGCACGCAAACUUCUUCACAGGCCCGGCGUACGAGAAGGCCUGGUCUAAGCGGAGUCAUUUGGAGGACCUCGCCCAGCUUGAUCCUCAGACCAGGGUGACCGUUGGCGCCGAGGAUCUUCUUGACUUCUAUUUUCCGAUGUCCACCGAGGACAAUAUUCCGGCAAGUUCUUCUCAAUCCCGCGUUGUCAGCAACGGGGACAGUCAGAUGUCUGGACCCAUGAGUGCCACCGCCCCAAGGAACGAUAACAUUGAGACUCUGAGGGUGGGCAUGUCUCGCCUUACCAUCGGGGCCCCGACCGCGGCUCAGCCGAGACUGACAGAGCCGUCCGGACCAGCACUUUCACCGAGUCCGGCCACCAGUCAACACCCCGAAGGCUCGCGAGUGCAGCCAUCGCCGACAACGCCGACCCAGGCGUCGGCAGGUCCUGCAACUCAGCCCAAGGUCCGUGGACUCGCUGCAUCCCGCCACUGCUCCGGAGACGCUCCGUCCAGCUCUGGAAACUUUAAUUUCUAUCUGCCCGGGGCUGGCCAAAGCGGCUGCUAA